This is a messenger RNA of Tripterygium wilfordii, 2074 nucleotides long. Its product is annotated as CBL-interacting protein kinase 2-like. The coding region runs from base 566 to 1966 and encodes 466 amino acids. The record is from RefSeq and is a predicted model, not a curated record. Gene Ontology annotation, biological process: protein phosphorylation; signal transduction. Lineage: Eukaryota; Viridiplantae; Streptophyta; Magnoliopsida; Celastrales; Celastraceae. Gene Ontology annotation, molecular function: protein kinase activity; ATP binding. The transcript is spliced from 2 exons.
GACGGGUGGGUGGGCUGCGGAAGUGCUCCACAGCCUUUGAUUGUUUUAUACGUCUAUUCUUGGCCUUGUUCUGUCGUCCAUAGCUUCUUCUGAACCUGUUCUGAGACACAGAUUCUUCACCGCUUGUAAGGUGAGCAGUUCAUAUAACUGCUGAAGGCUUGAAACUUGAAUAAAUUUCUGCUUUAUUUUCCUCCCUAUCUGCCCCCUCUUUUCCUUAGUUUCUUGAAAAGAAUCAGGGAAUGCGGAAAGAUGUGCUUGAAGAUCGAAAAUUCAUUCUCUGAGGUUGGCAAGGUUGUAGCUUCUUUUCGGCUUCCAUUGUUAUCCAACCUUGAUGAGAUUGAGCAUUUAACUUACAGAACAUUUCUGUUAUGUUCUCAAAUGCCUUGUGUGGGUAGAAAUACAAGAGCUCAUGUUAUGUCAAAACAUCAUGUAUGCGAAGAUGGUUGAUCUUCUGUGUUCUUGAGAUCCAUCCGUAUGCCCAUAGAUACGUUUACCGUAUAAUAUAGUUGUAGCUGGUAACAGUUCCGUUGCGUUGUGCGCAUAAGAUUUCUGCUUGGAAGUUGGAAUGGAUAACCAAGGAACUGUAUUGAUGCAAAGGUAUGAGAUAGGGAGAUUGUUGGGCCAAGGAACCUUUGCAAAGGUCUAUCAUGCAAGGAACCUUAAAAACAACAUGAGUGUGGCCAUCAAGAUGAUAGACAAAGAGAAGGUUUUGAGGGUUGGAAUGAUUGAUCAAAUUAAGAGAGAGAUUUCGGUCAUGAGGCUGGUUAGACAUCCGAAUGUGGUGGAAUUGUAUGAGGUAAUGGCCACCAAGACCAAGAUUUACUUUGUCAUGGAAUAUGUUAAAGGUGGUGAACUCUUCAACAAGGUAGCCAAGGGAAAGCUCAAUGAGGAUGUUGCAAGAAAAUACUUUCAACAGCUUAUCAGUGCGGUCGAUUACUGCCACAGUAGAGGUGUGUGUCACCGUGACCUCAAACCGGAAAACCUCCUUUUGGACGAGUACGGGAAUCUAAAGGUUUCGGAUUUUGGAUUGAGUGCCCUUGCUGAAUCUAAGCGUCAAGACGGGUUACUCCAUACUACCUGUGGAACUCCUGCCUAUGUUGCUCCGGAAGUAAUAAACAGAAAAGGAUAUGAUGGCUCUAAAGCUGAUAUUUGGUCAUGUGGUGUAAUCUUGUAUGUUCUUUUGGCUGGCUAUCUCCCAUUCCAUGAUUCAAAUUUGAUGGAGAUGUAUAGGAAGAUUGGUAAAGCGGAAUUUAAAUUCCCCAACUGGUUUGCACCAGAGGUACGCAAGCUUCUGACAAAGAUCUUGGAUCCGAACCUGAAUACAAGGAUCUCCAUAGCCAAAAUAAUGGAAAAACCUUGGUUCCGGAAGGGAUUGGACUCUAAACCAACAAUUACUGGCAAAGAACAUGAACCAGGUCCUCAUGAAUGUGAUGCAGUUUCUAAUGAUAGCAGCAAUGCUGUCGUGGAGUCCAAGCCAGAGCCAGCGAAACCGUGCAACUUAAAUGCUUUCGAUAUCAUCUCCUUUUCUGCAGGGUUCGACCUGUCUGGUUUAUUUGAGGAGAGGGAAAAGAAGAAAGAAGCGAGAUUUACAUCGAACAAGCCUGCAUCAACCAUCAUCUCUAAGCUGGAAGACAUUGCUAGGUGCCUGAAGCUGAAAAUUAAGAAGAAUGAUGCAGGAUUGUUGAAAAUAGAAGGCUCCAAAGAAGGAAGGAAAGGUGUAUUGGGCAUUGAUACUGAAGUCUUUGAGAUAACUCCUUGUUUUCAUUUGGUGGAGAUAAAGAAGACUAGUGGAGAUACACUGGAGUAUCAGAAGGUAUUGAAGGAAGACAUAAGACCAGCUCUCAAAGACAUUGUCUGGGCUUGGCAAGGGGAACAGCAACAACAGCCUCUACAAGAAAGGCAGGAAGAGUUACAGCCUUCUCAUGUGCUCCCAGUGCAUGAUAGUGCUCCUCAGGACUCAAUUUAGCAGUAGUGUGGUUAAUUGUAAUGUUUUGGUUCUCUUUUGGGUAUUGUUUUAUAAUGACAAGCAAUUAUUCCACAGGAAUGUUAUGGUGUUUGGCAUUUGUUUUCUUUA